AUGGCAGGUACUUGGGAAGAAGAGCGGGCGGAGGAUACUGACAAGGAAGGACUGCAGGAAGGACUGCAGGAAGGACUGCAGGAAGGACUACAAGGAGGCGAAUUUGUUGAAAACGACGAAACUCGCUGGGGAACGAAUGAUCAAGAUGGCGAAUACGGCCAGCAAGGAAACACCUCGAACGCAUGCUUCAACUGUGGUGAAGAAGGGCACACAAAGGCCGAAUGCACCGAGCCCCGAAAGUUCACCGGUGCUUGCUUCAACUGCGGAGAGGAGGGGCACUCCAAGUCUGAGUGCACCAAUCCCCGUGUGUUCAAAGGCGAGUGCCGCCUCUGCAACAAGGAGGGCCACCCCGCUGCAGAAUGUCCUGAGCGACCUGUCGAUAUUUGCCGCAACUGCUUAGGCGAAGGUCACGUCGCCAAAGACUGCAAGAAGCCUCGCUUCUUUGAUUUGAACAACGUGGCGGAUAGAACUCCCGGUGAAGCAUGGGACAUGAUGAAAGCAGCAGGAACAGACUUGACCGAGUUCCGUUCGGCCCUCAAGGUCUACUCCAAAGCCGUGCCCAAGGCUACAUACGCAGAUAUUGAAAAGAAGAUGCGCGAAGACAAUUUCCCUCUUUACAUCAUUGGAGUUAAAAAAGAGAUUGAGAAUGUCCACGUUCUGAUCGACCUGCAGGGCAACCUUGACAAGGAAUACACCGUCUCUUUCUUCCGCGGCCCCAAGCCUCCGCGGCUCUCUUUGAAAGAUCGAUGGCCUGAUACACCCGAGGAUAAUCUUGAGCGUUUAGAAAAUGCGGGAGAAACUUAUGAUCGCAUGAUCGUGCGGUGCCGCAGAUGCAACGAGCUUGGCCACACUGCCAAGACUUGCAAGGAAGAGCGCGUUGAUGGACAGCGUGCUGAGAUCAAAUGCUCCAACUGUGAUGGUCUCGGCCAUCGUGUGCGUGACUGCCCAGAGCCACGUCGCGUCAAGGGUGGAUGUCGCAACUGCGGCUCCGACGAGCACCAUGCAAAGGACUGCCCGGAGCCCCGUGCUGCCCCCCCGGACACUGAAUGCCGCCGAUGCAACGAGCUUGGCCACUUCGCUAAGGACUGCCCCAAGUAUGCUGAUGCAGGUCCUCGCACUUGCCGCAACUGCGGCUCCGAGGAUCACAUCGCUCGUGAUUGUGAUCAACCUCGUGAUCCAAAGACUAUGACAUGUCGUAACUGUGACGAGAAGGGUCAUGCCGCCCGAGACUGUCCCUUGCCCAAGGACUGGUCCAAGGUUACUUGCAACCGCUGUGGAGAAAAUGGCCACACCGUCAAGCGCUGCCCCCAACCUGAACCUGAAGAGUCCGGCGGUGGUUACUUCGGUGGUGGUGGCUUUGACGAUAGCCGUGGUAGCUUCGGCUCCCACGAAGAUGAGGCCCCUGCGGCUGCGGGUGGCUUUAUGGACGAGCCAGAUCUGAACGACCAGGCAUGGUAG
Messenger RNA from Penicillium verhagenii, 1458 nucleotides. RefSeq lists its product as uncharacterized. Lineage: Eukaryota; Fungi; Ascomycota; Eurotiomycetes; Eurotiales; Aspergillaceae. Gene Ontology annotation, molecular function: nucleic acid binding; zinc ion binding. Bases 1 to 1458 code for a protein of 485 amino acids. The transcript has 12 exons. The record is from RefSeq and is a predicted model, not a curated record.